Heterostelium album PN500 is the source of this 3414-nucleotide messenger RNA. RefSeq names its product Aminotransferase. The record is from RefSeq and is a predicted model, not a curated record. The transcript has 2 exons. Bases 1 to 3414 code for a protein of 1137 amino acids. Lineage: Eukaryota; Evosea; Eumycetozoa; Acytosteliales; Acytosteliaceae.
AUGGAAGAAGAUAAUAAAAGAGUUAGAAAUUUUAUAGAUGAAUAUUUUAUAGAUCAAAAAAAUGAAGAAAUUAUAAAUAGCAGUAAUAGCAAUGAGAAUGAUAAUAGUGGAAAUAAGAAUGAAUCAAAUAGAUUCUAUUCAAAUACAUCAAUAUUUAAUAAAGAUUCUGAUAGAGUUUCUGAAUUAUUGUUGGCGAGUGCACUGGAUGUUGUUGGCUAUAGCGAUUGUAUAGUAACACCUUUUGGAGAUCGUCUGUUGACGUAUUGCGAUUUCACUGCUUCUGGAAGAUCGUUACAUUCAAUAGAAGAGUACCUGAUGCACGAGGUACUUCCUCUCUAUGCAAAUACACAUACACUCUCGGAUGCAACCGGUCUUCAGACAACUCUAUUCCGUAGAGAGGCACGUGAUAUCGUUAAGCGUGGAUGUCGUGGUAGCAACGUCGAAGAUGUCUUACUCUUUGUUGGCUCCGGUACGACAGCAGCGAUUAACGCACUCAUUCAUAUAUUAGACAUUCCACAUCUCUCAUCGACAACAACCCAUAGACCACUUGUAAUUCUCGGUCCAUACGAACAUCAUUCCAAUAUAUUACCAUGGCGAGAAGCUGGUUGUGAGGUGGUAACUUGUCCAGAGUCAACAAGUGGCGGUGGAUUGGACAUACAAUUCCUUGAAACAUUGUUAGCGAGAAACAGUAGAGCAAACAGGUUGAUAAUUGGAUCGUUUUCAGCUGCCUCCAAUGUCUCUGGAAUUAUGGAAGAUACGGUCGGUGUGACUGAGGUUUUGAAGCGGUACAACGCGCUAAGCUUCUGGGACUACGCUGCAGCAGCACCUUAUGUACCAAUCGAUAUGAAUCCUCAUAACGAUGCACGCUACAAGAAGGAUGCUCUGUUCUUUUCACCGCAUAAGUUCUUGGGUGGCGUUGCAACACCCGGUGUUCUAUGCAUCAAGAAGACACUGCUGAGGAAUGCCAUUCCUCAUCGACCUGGAGGUGGAUCCGUACUCUACGUCACGUCAAACUCAACGACUUACCUCUCAAACUUUGAAGAGAAAGAAGAAGCCGGUACACCCGAUAUCGUUGGAAGUAUACGAGCCGGUUUGGUAUUCCAACAUCGUGAAUCGAUAGGUGUCGAUAACAUCUAUCAAUUGGAGAUCGAACAUAGUAGACAACUUAGAGAAAGACUUGUAAAGAUAAAUAAUUUAGUAUUACUUGGUAACUUGGAGAUGAAACAACAACAACAACAACAACAACAACUUCCUAUAUUCAGUUUCUUGGUUAGAUAUGCACCGGAUCCAUCAUUGUUUUUACAUCAUAACUAUGUAUCGGCAUUGUUGAAUGAUUUGUUUGGUAUUCAGACAAGAGCUAGUUGUGCAUGUGCAGGACCGUACCUUGAGAAUCUACUGGGUUUGAAUCAGAGAGACAACGCAUCGUUCUUAGAGUCAAUCUUUGAGAAACAAGAGAUUGUCAGACCUGGUAUGGUACGAUUGAACAUCAGUUACAUUCAUACCGAUCAAGAUGUAGAGUUUAUAGUUAGUGCACUCGAGUUUAUUUGUCAACAUGGUUGGAAGUUCAUGCCACUCUACACCAUAGUAGUAUCAAGUGGUGAAUUCAAACAUCGUUCCAAACUAAAUAAGAUGCCUGAACGUCGUUGGUUAAGUAGUAUAAACUAUAAUAAUAAUAAUAAUAAGAGUAAUAGUAGUAAUAAUAGUAAGAAGAUGAUGAACUAUCAAAGUAAAAGAAAAACAAUAGAUUUAAGUGGUUUGAAUGAAGAUGACGGUUGUCAAGUAAUGGAUAGAUUAAUAGAGGUUAGAAUGAGUUAUUUGCGGGAUGCACACAAGUUGUUGAAUCAAAUGUUGGAGAAUCAACCAAAGAUUCUACCAGAUCAGUCGUCUAUGUUGACAGAAGAUGCUAGAGAUCUGAGGUGGUUUGCAUUACCAACUGAUGUUUCAAUCGUUUUGCAAUCGAUGAACAGUCAAAUAGAUAUUAAUUUAGAUACAACAACAACAACAACCGAUAAUCAAACAAUCAUAUCAAACUUAUUGUCAAGAGAGAUCAUAAUUAAACCACACAAAAGAUAUGUAGCUGGUACAAAUAGUUUACAACUAUAUCAAUUAAAAGAGAUAUUAGAUUCAAUAUAUAAAGAUAAUGAUGAUAAUAAUAAUAAUAAUAAUAAUAAUAAUAAUAAUAAUAGUAGCAGUAGUAAUAUCGAUCAAAUUAUAAAAGAUCAUUUUACAUAUCCAAUUAAAUCAAUUAAUCAUCAAAUUAUAUCUAAUCAACAAAAUAAUAGUAAUAAUAGUAAUAAUAAUAAUAAUAAUAAUGUUAUUAAAGAUGAAGAUAAUGCUUCAUUGAAUAUGGUUUGUCCUCUUAAACCAAAGAUAAUCGAUAAUAGUUUAGUAGAGAGUAAAAUAUGUGUAAAUUGUUAUCACGACCAUACUUCACCAAAUAAGAAAUUAAAUAACUCUACAACUACUACAACUACAAAUACAACUACUACAACAGCAACAACAAAUAUAUCUUCAAAAGAAUGUAGAUCAUGUGAAUGUGUAUCAUUUGUACCAAGAAUGGAAGGUAAUAAGAAAGAACAAUCGAAUCUACAGAAAAAAGUACAUUCCAAUGUUAGUCAAACCAUUUUGAAAUACAACAUGAUCAACGACAACGAUAAGAUCUUGGUUGGUGUAUCCGGUGGCAAAGAUAGUCUUACUCUUAUUCAUUCACUGAUAGACAUUAGACGUCGUUCAAAAGCCAAGUUUACGAUUGCAGCAUGUACGGUCGAUCCCCAGUCCGACGACUACGAUCCCUCACCUCUUAAACGCUACUUUGCAUCGCUAGACAUUCCUUACUUCUAUGUCUCACAGGCAGUUAUGGAUGCUGCCAAGGUCUGUAUGAAAGAAGGCAGUAGUCGUGCAAGUAUCUGUGCAUUCUGCAGUAGAAUGAGACGUGGUAUUCUCUACAACGUCUGUCGACAGAACAAUUUUACAACGCUGGCACUCGGUCAGCAUCUCGAUGACCUGUCAGAGAGUUUCGUGAUGUCGGCAUUCUACAACGGUAAACUCAGUAGCAUGAAAGUCAACUACAUGAACGAACAAGGCGAUAUUAGGAUCAUUCGACCACUCUGUAACCUAAGAGAGUCACAAACCAGACAAUAUGCAAGACUAAUGGCAUUACCUGUUAUAAGUGAAAAUUGUCCAGCUUGCUUUUCAGCACCAAAAGAAAGACAAAGAAUCAAAUUGUUACUUGCUAGCCAGGAGAAUGUCAACCCCAUGAUACAUCACAGUAUCUUUGCAACCAUACAAUCAUUGAUUUCCGUUGACAAGACCGAUAGAAUUUCAGGAAGAAGUGUAAACAACUACAAAGAAGGUUUAGACGUACAAUCUUUUACAAAUGAACAAGAUAAACAAAUAAAAGAAUCAGAUCAUUGA